UAGGUGUGGUCAGUAAACAUGGUAUAUAUAAGAUUACGUCAUUGAAAAUCUUUUUGAGACUGACUUUAGUUGACCCAAUACUAAUGCCCCCAUAUUCAAUUAGCGUAACCGUGCUCUCAGAACCGACAUAGGUAUCAUUUCCUAUCAACUUUAUUGAAUCUCCGUCGAUUACUACAUGGCGCCGCCGAUCCCAGGCCUCGAUGUCUCUUACAGUAGCUUCCAAGGUGCCCGUUAUACGAAUGUUCGGCUCUACUCCGGCUGGCCAGAAAACUUGUUUGCACAUUCAUCGAAUAAGAUUUAGAUGGCGUUACCAUAUUUAUAUGUGCCAUGCAUUCAGCUGCACCUGCACGAGAAAGGGAAGUUGGGUUCUCGAUAAAUGCUUACAGCCUCAUGAAUCUCACAUUCCCUUCAUUCUCCAGUUUAUGGUUGACUACAACUUGUAUGGGAUGGGUCAUCUACAUGUAUCGAAGAUUAAGUUCCGUCAUCCAAUACCAGAUGCCUUCUGCCCUAGGAAGUCUGUUCACAAUGGACAGCCUAGUCAGGACAUAGAUAAGUCAACUUGCAUGCCUGCUGAUUUCCAGGCAGAUAUACAUGGCCAUCUGUCUUUGGGUUCACCUGUUUGGACACAAUUCCAGUUGACUGGACGUGGAAUUCUCCUGGUGAAUUUGAUGCUUCCUCAAAUCCAGAUAUGAACUGCAUUAAACAUCAAAUUGUUACUCAUUCAUGGUUUCACAGAGAUUGUUAAUCAGUAGCGUAAGAUGUAUACAUCCCUCUCACAAACUCUUUCAGAUGUGAAAAUGGUUCAGUCACUUAUACCAAUUUGGGAGGAGUAUGAAAGGACGGGGAUACAUGAGGCAGCAAUACCUACUGAUCCUGCCAAACCACUUCCAGAAGAUACUUUGAAAACUGACAGGUAGUCAGAAUUUAAUAACAAACUUAUCAAAGUGCAUGGUGAAGCAGAAAGUUCUAUGUGUCGAACUCAAUUAAGGAAAGAUGUAAGGCCUGUGGAGCAGAUGACAUCUCCAAAAGAUGAAGGAAAUUUUGUUGGACUCCAAACUGAUAAUCUUAUUGAUGGAAACAUAAUUGGAUCUCCGUCAACACAAGAUUCUACUGAAGAAAGGGUUUCAAAUGCCAAACUGUCAUUGAAUAAGGAACUUCCAGCAUCUCAAGUGAUCGAGACGAUAAAUAUGAAGGCUGCAGAUAAUGAAGCACUGGGUCAUCCUUGAUUUGGCUGGUGAUUUAAUUGACUUCAAGGGAGAAAAGGAAAAAGCUUCUUACCCUUCAGAUCGAAACUCUUCGAAACCUUCAGAGGAAGGGUUCAGUGUUGGGAAACUGUGCCAUGAUGGCAUUUUUUGGGGUAAUUUGGGGAGAAAUGAAGAGAAGAAUUUUUGAGGAUGUGGUAGGGGAUGAGGUAGAGCAGCUUUGGGACUGUAUCCGAUUCUGGGCAUCGCUUUGGGCGUCUGCUUCUGAAGAAUUUAGGUAGAUUAGCUUUCAGCUCAUCCAUCUAGAUUGGAAAGCCGUAGUUUUGUAAUGUAGAGUUUUUUUAGCCUUUCUGUUUUGUGUGGUGGCCUUCUUGACCACCUCUUGUUCCGUUAGUGUCUUGUUCUUUUUUGAAAUAAAUAUAUAGGAUAGAGACCCAAAAA
Prunus avium (sweet cherry) is the source of this 1643-nucleotide messenger RNA. Lineage: Eukaryota; Viridiplantae; Streptophyta; Magnoliopsida; Rosales; Rosaceae. The record is from RefSeq and is a predicted model, not a curated record.